AGGGUAAUUAUGCGCAUGUAAUUUUUAACACCUGUUGACCCAAACCAGGAUAUGGUAUCCAUGCUGACACAGGUUACAUGAAUAUUAAAUACCGAUGCGUUAAUAAGGGGGGCUAAGGUAAUUCCACGCACCUCAGUUUCACUAUCAAAUGAUCGUAACGAGGUAUAGUGCUGAUAUGAAGUCUUAACCCUAUUUUUCAAUUACUAUUUUUGAAACUUCCACGAGGGGUAUCCAGCACAGGCGGUCAAGAGCUUGGAAGAGGUCAGUAACUGACCGUUUCGUAUGUAGAAGAGAAGAGGGUAAUUCUGCGCAUGUCAUUCUUGAUACAGGUUGAUUUAAAUCGGAAUAUCUACGUGGGUUCCGGCAGCACAAAGAACUCGGUAGAGAGGUGAUCGACAUGGGGAAAGAUCUGGGGUACAACUUGAAGAUGCUGGACCUGGGAGGAGGGUAUGCAGGAAAGGCGGCCAAAAGUAGGGACGAGAUCGCCAGAAUAGUGAACGAAAGCUUGGAAGAACACUUCGAUGAUCUGAGCAUCAAAGUCAUAUCAGAGCCUGGGAUGUAUUAUUCCAACGCGGCUUUCAAGUUGGUGGCGAACAUUCAUUCGAAAAGAUUGUCCACGGAAAUCGACAAGGAAACAGGAAAAGAGGUGAAAAUCAGGAUGUACUAUGUGGAUGUGGGUAUAUUCGGCGCACUGAUUUCCGUGCUGUAUCAGGAUUAUUACGAAAUCAAACCUGUCAAAGGACCUACAAAUGGCCAGAGGUACCCGAGUAUAGUUUGGGGUCCGACUUGCGACAGUUCGGAUCAGUUAUCUGACCACGUGAUACAACUGCCAGAAAUGCAAAUUGGAGACUGGUUGAUUGUAGAGGAAACUGGAGGAUAUACAUUAUCUAUAGCAAGCGAAUUCAAUGGUUUUCCCACCCCGACUAUACAUGGAGUGAUCAAUGAACAAGCCUGGUCUGUGCUGACGAAAAAUGUCCAUAAGCCAAUGUCUGAAGAUAGAUUCAUCAGGGGAGAAGAUCUAAACAAUUACCUAACGGACGAUUUCAUCGAAUGGCGCCUAUUGGGCCAAGAACAAAAUGGCAGCUUCCUCUUCAGCUGGAUCCAAUCCAACGCUGACCUCGCCUCACCACCUCGCACCAGAAUCGGCGAAUACGAUUACCAAAAAGGCACCUUGGUCCCCAUCUACACUUUCGACAAAAAAGUCGAUUGCAUCCAGGCGUCCGUCAACAACGCUAGAACCCUUCUGGCAUACGUGCUAAAAGAAUCCCGAGACGAAGGAGUCUACAAGGUUUAUUUAUACCAAAUCGACGAGCCCUUCGAAAGGGCUAUGGAGAUCGGUAGGGAGAGCAGUCGGCAGAUAAUGGUACAAUUUCUCUACCCCAAGGUUUCUGUGUUGUCUGGGAAUGUCCCUAUCAAGUUUUUGGUACUCGUUCAUCAAGAAGGUAUCCAUCAAUACAUCAUAAAAUCCAAAACGUCAGACCUCAAUGAGGACACCAUCUCAAGCGAGCUGCUGGUGAAAAACUUUGUUUGGGCCCAAUGGGACCCCUUGCAACAGACCCUGUAUUACAUCCAUAACAGGAAACGCAACAGAGGACUAGUGGAGGGGGAAAUAGUCGAAGAUACCGAUCCUUCAAAAAUUACCCCUACUUUAUCGGGUUUGCAGUUCAACGACGAGUUGCCCCAUGAGACUGUGCUUAAUAUACCAUUAAACUUGCCACAUCUAACUACCAAUUCGUGUUUGAUAUAUGAAGACAACACAGUACCCUUGAGAGUCCACGACUGUUCUCUAGACCUGAUAGUAGUAACAGACUCUGCAGGUUUCGUAUGUAUAUGCCAUCAUUAUCUGUAUCAGCCUGUACAGCCAGUAAUCGAGUUGAGUGAAGAAGACAGCAGCCCAGUGCAUUUUGCAUACACAGUUACUGUUUUACAUCAAAGUUGCGUCAUUAAAUGUGUGAUACCUGACAUACCCUGGAACCGUGCCAAAAGAAUCAGACCUCUAUUCAGAAAAACUGGUGACUAUUUGAUGGUGCUCAUACCAGAAAUCUGUACCCACCUGCUGGACAUAGGUUUGAGCCACGAACCGUUUUGCCACAUCACCACAAAACCACUUCUGACAGCCAUGGAAGCCCACCAUCUUUGUUUAGCAUCCAUCAUAGAAAUAGACGAAGACAAAGAGUUCGUCAUCAACUUGGCAACGUUGGACCUGAUAGAGCUCGAUUUGCCUAGCAAAAUAUUGAUGGAUGCUUUCAAGAGUGACACCAUCUUGGAGAACAAACUAGCGAUUUUGCAUUACUUCCUGGUGCAUUCUGAGGAACCUCACAUAGCCGCAGAGCUAAUCACCUGGCACUCUUCUACGCCAUUCACCCUGGCAUUUCCCGAAAUCCUGAAGGAAUACCUAAUCGCCAGCUCCUACACCUCGGUGCAAGGCAACCUACCGCUGGACGCCGUCAAACUAGCUACGUUCUUGCCAGUGUCCACGCAACGCCUGGGUCUGGAGACCGAAGUGAAGCUGGACGGCUACACCAUAGCAGAGGAUAGUGCCCUAUCGCAGCGACAUCUGGAUGAAGCUGUGGGAGCAACUGGCGAAGCUGUCCAAAGGAGUGCAGAGGUUCAGGCCCAGUCAGGUUGUGGACAAGCUAGUGAUUUCUCUGGAGUGCUAUCAGAAAAUAAGAAAUGGGAAGAAGGGUGUGUAGCUGACAAAUAUAAUGAUCGUUCUUAUAUUGUUGAAGAAAUAGAUGGAGAGGAAUUCAGAAGAAAUAGAAAACUGAUCAAUAAAACGAAAAUUCCUUUCAUUGUUAAUAAUAGAGAACCUUUGGAUUCUAUAGCAUAUGAAGACAUCACUAACUAUUCUAUAGAUUCACAGGAAUGUAUUUUUCAAAUCGAAAGUAAUCAAUCGAAUAUUGAAUCUGAAAUUGAAAUCUUGAGUGAAGAUUCAAAAUUAAGUAUAUCUUAUCAUAUGAACGUGAAUUUCUAUAUCAGUGACCCUGAAAUUGAAAUCUUGAGUGGAGAUUCAAAAUUAAAAAAUAUAUCUAAUCAUAUGAAUCCUGAAGCUUUAUCUAGAUGUUCUACUCCGCUUUCCCCAAGUGGAGGAGCAUCAUCUACAUUUGCUGAUUUCUUGAGCAACCAAACUGGGGCAAAGAAUCAAGCUGACUCUCUGCCCUUCCUUGAAAUCGACAGUUGCACUGCUAGUAGACAAGAACACAUCAUUUCGGUGAAUUUGAGAGAAAUCAGCAUGCAUCUAUUGAAGCAAAGUUCGAACAACACCAACAAGUUCCAACAACAGAACCAGUCUUCUAUGCACGUACAUGCCGUGGCUACCAGAUAUGUGACUGCUCAGCUCGACCAAUCCCGACAACUGUGCCAGAUUCUCUGUAAAGCAGCCCUUUACGACCCCGAGGAGGAUUUUGACAAGGGAUUCGUUUAUAUAAACAAAAUUGAUGAAGACAGGCGAUACGUGAUGUUCAAACUAUUGGAAAAAUACUACAUGGCGGUACAAGCUAUAGCUUUUCCGCUGCCACAGGGUUUCACAUCAUUUUUCGCAUAUCUCGGCUACAAGACCAUGGAGUUCCGCAUGUUUCUACAGUACGUCGACAGACAUGUCUUCGAGUUGCAAGUGGACAUAAUGAAAAUCAUCAUGGCUGAACCUGAGAAUACGAAAGCCGAUGUACACAAAAAACUCAGACUGCUGAGCGUUUUGCCGCGCUCCAGGGCGAAACGGCUCCUGAACCAAUGGAACCACCCUGUGAGUACCAUGAUAAGGGCGAGGGAGCAUGCCCAGAACAUACUGUCAGGCAUAUCGGCACCGACAUCCACUAGAAGACAAUAUGGGAUACCCAAAAACACGGAUGUGAAAGGUUUGGGAGGCCUGUCGUCUAGCAAUAUGACACCUAUGGACACAUUCCUGGAACUGCUGACAGCUAAGGCUAGUUUGACUGAAAUCGACUUCGGAUUGCUGAUAGAAGCAACGGAAUCGUGGAAUGAGAAUAUUUUUUGAAAAACUUCCGAGAAAAAUCUCGAAUCUAGUCAUACUCCAAUAACAUAAUUUUGCAUAAAAAUAGUAAAUCAAAAGAAUACUCUGUCAUAAACAAACAUUCAUUCUGUAACAGAUACAAAAAAACAUACUGAAAGAAAAAAAUAAAUGGAAUCUAAAAA
This is a messenger RNA of Phaedon cochleariae (mustard beetle), 4152 nucleotides long. The record is from the annotation of a GenBank genome assembly. NCBI's taxonomy places the organism in Eukaryota, Metazoa, Arthropoda, Insecta, Coleoptera, Chrysomelidae.